UCUUCGGCGUCUUAUUGUUCUGCUCCUUCAAGAAGACCACUUAGCAACCACCUCCGGGAUUCUAGGUGGAGCUACCGUAAUGGACUUCAUGAGCGAUUGAUAAGUCUUCCACAAGCAAAACCACCACCAACUCCUUCCCUUCUUAAACCUUUCUAUCUAUGUGACACUCGCAUAUUGGCCACAUAUGGCUCUGUGUUGUGUAGCUUUCUAUCUUCUUCUCUCCAUCCUACUUGCAGAGACAACACUGUGUUAUCCUUCUCAGGUCUAUGUAGUUUACAUGGGCAGCAAAGGGAGUCGGAGUUCGGAUGAUAUUUUGAAGCAGAGUCACCAAAUGCUCACCGCCGUUCAUGGUGGAAGCAUGGAGGAAGCGCAAGCCUCCAAUGUUUACACCUAUAGCAAUGGAUUCAGAGGAUUUGCUGCUAGACUGAGUAAAGAGCAGGCUUCACAAAUGGCUGACAUGCCCGGGGUGGUAUCGGUGCUCCCAAACCUGAAGAGAAACUUGCAUACAACUCGCUCCUGGGAUUUCAUUGGCCUCGGAACCAACGAGGAGAUGGAGAUCCCAGGAUUUUCCACCAAGAACCAAGAGAAUGUCAUCAUCGGAUUCAUUGAUACAGGCAUAUGGCCGGAAUCGCUUAGUUUCAGUGAUGCUGGGAUGCCGGCAGUUCCUUCCAGAUGGAAAGGGCGAUGCCAAACCGGAGAAUCAUUUACACAGUCUUCCUGCAACAGGAAAGUAAUCGGAGCGAGGUACUAUCUAAAUGGAUACGAAGCAGAGGAGGGAAGCCAUGGAGACCAACUGAAGGCAGACAAGACCGUAAAGUUCAAGUCACCGAGGGACAGCUCGGGCCACGGCAGCCACACAGCCUCCAUAGCUGCCGGUCGGUACGUGAGCGACAUGAACUACAAUGGCUUGGGCGCCGGAGGAGCUCGCGGAGGCGCUCCGAUGUCGAGGAUUGCAGUCUACAAGACCUGUUGGGACUCGGGUUGCUACGAUGCAGAUUUACUAGCGGCAUUCGAUGAUGCGAUCAGAGAUGGAGUGGACAUAAUCUCUGUAUCCUUAGGCCCCAGUGCUCCUCAAGGAGAUUACUUCGACGACGCAAUCUCCAUAGGCUCAUUCCACGCUACCAGCCAUGGAAUUGUGGUGGUUUCUUCUGCUGGAAAUGUUGGAAGUCGAGGCUCUGCUACUAAUCUUGCGCCAUGGAUGCUCACCGUUGCCGCCAGCUCAACAGACAGAGAAUUCGCCUCAUCUAUUUUGCUAGGAAAUGGGAAGAAGUUUGUGGGCGAAAGCUUGAGUUCUUCCAACACGAACAGAUCAGCCAGGAUCAUCUCGGCCUCGGAAGUCAAUGGAGGAUACUUCACUCCUUACCAGUCAAGCUUCUGCUUGGACAGCUCCUUGAACAAAACCAAGGCCAGAGGAAAAAUCCUCAUCUGUCGCCACUCUGGUAGUGCGUCUGAAUCCAGGAUCGAAAAGAGUCUGGUUGUCAAGAAAGCCGGAGGCGUUGGGAUGAUCAUGAUCGACGAAACAGAGGAUGAUGUGGCCAUUCCAUUUGUGAUUCCUGCAGCUAGCGUGGGGAAGGAAGCUGGCAUUAAGAUCUCGUCGUAUGCUAACCACACCAGGAAACCAAGAGCGAUUAUUAUGCCCGCAAAGGCCGUAUUAGGAUCAAGGUUGGCCCCUCGAGUCGCAGCAUUCUCUUCCAAAGGUCCCAAUUCAUUGACAGCAGAGAUCUUGAAGCCUGAUAUCGCAGCUCCUGGAUUGAACAUCUUAGCAGCCUGGUCACCUGCAGUCAAUGAGAUGAAGUACAACAUUCUCUCUGGAACUUCCAUGUCUUGUCCCCAUGCAACUGGGCUGGUGGCCUUGAUCAAAGCUGUGUACCCAACAUGGACACCAUCGGCAAUCAAAUCUGCCAUAAUGACCACAGCAAGCGUGACGGAUAAGAAUGGUGGCGCAAUUACAGCAGACCCCAAAGGAAGGCCAGCAGAUCCUUUUGAUUACGGCGCAGGCUUCCCCGAUCCCUCAAGGUUGCUCGAUCCUGGUCUCGUCUAUGACGCACAACCCCCUGACUACAGAGCAUUCCUCUGCUCCGUGGGAUACGACGACAAGUCGCUGCAGCUCAUAACAGGGGACGGCAGCGUCUGCAGUGGACCUCGACCGGCAGCUUCCGACCUGAACUAUCCCUCGAUCACUGUUCCAGACCUCAAGGGCAGCUCGCACAUCACCCGGACCGUGACCAACGUGGGGAAACCCGGCGCUGUGUACCGAGUUCAGGUGUCCCCGCCCACUGGCAUCAAUGUGACUGUGGUUCCAAACAUUCUAACUUUCACAAGCUAUGGCCAGAAGUUGAACUUCACAGUGACGUUCAGAGCCACCUACCCGUCCAAGGAUUAUGUGUUCGGAUACAUUUCAUGGAGAACACACAAGAUUCGAGUGACCAGCCCUUUGGCUGUCAGAGCGUCGUCCUCUGACACUGGCUUGCUGUGAUAAGACCAUUCCAUUCAUCCGUAAACAAAAGAAGAAAUCGUUUGUGUUGA
Messenger RNA from Musa acuminata subsp. malaccensis (wild Malaysian banana), 2526 nucleotides. RefSeq names its product subtilisin-like serine-protease S. Gene Ontology annotation, molecular function: serine-type endopeptidase activity. Gene Ontology annotation, biological process: proteolysis. The record is from RefSeq and is a predicted model, not a curated record. Lineage: Eukaryota; Viridiplantae; Streptophyta; Magnoliopsida; Zingiberales; Musaceae.